This is a messenger RNA of Porites evermanni, 3984 nucleotides long. The record is from the annotation of a GenBank genome assembly. Lineage: Eukaryota; Metazoa; Cnidaria; Anthozoa; Scleractinia; Poritidae.
UUAGGCUUCGCCUAUUACAGUCUGGGAGAUUUCCGGAAAGCCAUAAAGUACCUUGAACGAUACCUCAAAAUUUUGAAAGAAGUGGGAGACAGGGCAGGAGAAGGAAAAGCGUACGGUAAUCUUGGCAACGCCUAUCACAGUCUUGGAGAUUUCCAGAAAGCCAUAGAAUACUAUGAACUACGCCUCAAAAUUUCGAAAGAGGUGGGAGACAAGGCAGAAGAAGGAAGAGCGUACUGUAAUCUUGGCAACGCCUAUUACAAUCUUGGAGAUUUCCAGAAAGCCAUAGAAUACUAUGAACUACGCCUCAAAAUUUCGAAAGAAGUGGGAGACAGGGCAGGAGAAGGAAAAGCGUACGGUGAUCUUGGCGACGCCUAUAGAAAUCUUGGAGAUUUCCAGAAAGCCAUAGAGUACCAGGAAGGACAUCUCAAAAUUUUGAAAGAAGUGGGAGACAGGGCAGGAGAAGGAAGGGCCUACGGUAAUGUUGGCGUCGCCUUUAAAAAUCUCGGAGAUUUCCAGAAAGCCAUAGAGUACCAUGAACAACACCUCAACAUUUCGAAAGAAGUGGGAGACAAAUCAGAAGAAGGAAAAGCGUACGGUAAUCUUGGCGUCGCCUUUAAGAAUCUCGGAGAUUUCCAGAAAGCCAUAGAGUACCAUGAACGAUACCUCAAAAUUUCGAAAGAAUUAGGAGAUAGGGCAGGAGAAGGAAGAGCGUACGGUAAUCUUGGCGACGCCUUUACAAAUCUCGGAGAUUUCCGGAAAGCCAUAGAAUAUCAUGAACGACACCUCAAAAUUUCGAAAGAAGUGGGGGACAGGGCAGGAGAAGGAGGCGCGUACGGUAAUCUUGGCAUCGCCUUUACAAAUCUCGGAGAUUUCCAGAAAGCCAUAGAGUACCAUGAACGACACCUCAAAAUUUCGAAAGAAGUGUGGGACAGGGCAGGAGAAGGAGACGCGUACGGUAAUCUUGGCAUCGCCUUUACGAAUCUCGGAGAUUUCCAGAAAGCCAUAGAGUACCAUGAACGAGACCUCAAAAUUACGAAAAAAUUGGGGGACAGGACAGGAGAAGGAGGCGCGUACGGUAAUCUUGGCAACGCCUAUCACAGUCUUGGAGAGUUCCAGAUAGCCAUAGAGUACCAUGAACGACACCUCAAAAUUUGGAAAGAAGUGGGAAACAGGGCACGAGAAGGAAAAGCGUACUCUAAUCUUGGCAACGCCUAUCACAGCCUUGGAGAUUUCCAGAAAGCCAUAGAGUACCAUGAACGACACCUCAAAAUUUCGAAAGAAGUGGGAGCCAAAUCAGGAGAAGGAAAAGCGUACUCCCAUCUUGGCAGCGCCUAUUACAAACUUGGAUAUUUCCAGAAAGCCAUGGAGUACCAUGAACGACACCUCAAAAUUUCGAAAGAAUUGGGAGACAGGGCAGGAGAAGGAGGCGCGUACGGUAAUCUUGGCAACGCUUAUCACAGUCUUGGAGAUCUCCAGAAAGCCAUAGAGUACCAUGAACGACACCUCAAAAUUUCGAAAGAAGUGGGAGACAGGGCAGGAGAAGGAAUCGCGUACGGUAAUCUUGGCAACGUCUAUAGAAAUCUUGGAGAUUUCCAGAAAGCCAUAGAGUACAAUGAACGACACCUCAAAAUUUCGAAAGAAGUGGGAGACAGGGCAGGAGAAGGAAGCGCGUGCGGUAAUCUUGGCAACGCCUAUGACAGUCUUGGAGAUUUCCAGAAAGCCAUAGAGUACCAUGAACGAGAGCUCCAAAUUUGGACAAAAGUCGGAAACAAAUCAGGAGAAGGAGACGCGUACUCUCAUCUUGCCAGCGCCUAUUUUGGUCUUGGAGAUUUCCAGAAAGCCAUAGAGUACCAUGGACGACACCUCAAAAUUUCGACAGAAGUGGGAGACAGAGCAGGAGAAGGAAGCGCGUACGGUAAUCUUGGCAUCGCCUAUCACAGUCUUGGAGAUUUCCAGAAAGCCAUAGAGUACCAUGAACGACAGCUGAAAAUUUCCAAAGAAGUGGGAGACAAAUCAGGAGAAGGAAGCGCGUACGGUAAUCUUGGCAUCGCCUAUCGCAAUCUCGGACUUUUCCAGAAAGCCGUAGAGUACCAUAAACGACAGCUCAGAAUUAUGAAAGAAGUGGAAGACAGGGUAGGAAAAGGAAGAGCGUACGGUAAUCUUGGCAACGCCUUUAUGAUUCUAGGAGAUUUUCAGAAAGCCAUAGAGUACCAUGAACGACACCUCAAUAUUACGAAAGAAGUGGGAGACAGGGCAGGAGAAGGAAAAGCGUACUGUAAUCUUGGCAACGCCUAUUACAGUCUUGGAGAUUUCCAGAAAGCCAUAGAGUACCAUAAACGACACCUCAAAAUUUCGAAAGAAGUGGGGGACAGGGCAGGAGAAGGAAGCGCGUACGGUAAUCUUGGCAACACCUAUAGAAAACUUGGAGAUUUCCAGAAAGCCAUAGAGUACCAGGAAGGACACCUCAAAAUUUUGAAAGAAGUGGGAGACAGGGCAGGAGAAGGAAGGGCGUACGGUAAUCUUGGCAUCGCCUAUCACAGUCUUGGAGAGUUCCAGAAAGCUGUUCAGUAUUAUAAGAACAGUGUGAUAGCCUUUGAGCACAUUAGGGGAAAUCUCAUAUCUGAAGACGAAUGGAAGAUUGGCCUUAAAAGUACGUAUGAUCAAUCUAAUUUGAGGCUGUGGGAGCUGCAGCUUAAUUUAGGUAAAGUCAUCGAGGCACUUUUAACUGCUGAUCAAGGACGUGCACAAGCUUUGAACGAUCUUCUGGAGUUCAAGUAUGGUCUUAAAGGGUUACGCCCUGAAAUAGGAACACUUUGUACAAGACCAAGUGACUUUGCUAGUUACUUACCACCAAAUACAGUUUUCAUGGGUAUCAGCGAGGGAGGAAUAGUUCUUUGGGUGAACGAGAAAGAAAAAGAAAUCAAAACUAGAAGAACUGAGAUCGAUAUCCCCGUCACAACCUAUUUUCAGUCUUUGCUGGAAACUACACAUAAAGAAAUAGGUGUGAGAGCUGAUGUUAACUGUGAAGAUCGCUCAUUAAGUAACCCAAGCGAUAAAAAGUUAGCAGGAGAAAAAUCCAGUGAGCCAAAGUCUCGUCCUCCAUAUUUACAGACAAAGUCUUUACAAAUAUUGUACAAUGUUGUUAUAGACCCUAUAAGAGACUUACUCCAGGGUGAUGAGGUUGUGAUUGUUCCACAAGGACCUCUGUGUUUGGCUCCUUAUGCUGCUUUCAUGGACUUGAAAUCAAAGUACCUCUGCGAAACGUUUAGAAUUCGUCUGCUUCCCUCACUUUCUAGUCUUCGAUUAAUCCAAAAUUGUCCAGCAGAUUGGCACAGUAAGACCGGCGCCCUUCUUGUCGGCGAUCCGUGGGUACAGGAGGUAGUUUAUGAAGGAAUGAGGCUGGGGCAGUUAGAGUGGGCCGAAAAGGAAGUGCAGAUGAUUGGGGAAAUAAUUCAAACUAAACCUCUCGUUGGAAAGCAGGCAACAAAAGAUGAAGUCUUAACACGUUUCUCCUCGGUUGCUUUGGUGCACAUUGCUGCUCACGGUAAAAUGGAAACAGGAGAAAUUGCCUUGACCCCUAACAUAACACGUUUAUCCUUGAAUCCAGCCAGAGAGGACUAUCUCUUAACUAUGCAAGAUGUUUUAAAGGCGCAGAUUAGGGCAAGACUUGUUGUACUCAGUUGCUGUCACAGUGCGCGGGGAGAAGUCAAGUCUGAGGGUGUGGUCGGCAUUGCAAGGGCAUUUUUGGGUGCUGGUGCUCGCUCUGUUCUGGUGUCGCUGUGGGCGAUCGACGACGAAGCUACUAUGGAGUUCAUGAAAGUUUUCUACCAACAACUAGUCCAUGGACGAAGUGCCAGUGAGGCCUUGAAUAAAGCCAUGAAAUCCAUGAGAGAAUCUGAGCGCUUUAGUGCAGUGAAGUACUGGGCGCCGUUUGUUCUCAUUGGUGAUGACGUAACGCUUGAGUUUGAAGGCAAGGUAUUUUGA